GUCACUUAAUAUUACAAUAUUACAUGCAACAUCAAAUCAUAAAAUUAUUUUGUUUACUUCAAUUAAUUUAUUGUAGUAGUAAAUGAUUGUGUUAUUAUUUCCGAAACAGUCAUUUUAUAUAACAAUUAUAAAACUAAAUAUCUAAGUAUCUCUAGUGUGUCAAGUUUAGUGUUGUUUACAAUUUAAUAUACAAAUUACUUUUCAGUAACCAGAAUAAAAUGUAAAUAGAAUCAACGUACAUAGCGUGUUAUUCAUAAAAAUGGCUUUAUAGUACAACAAUGGCAGGAGAUCAUGAUCGUAACCGUCACAGUAGUGACCGCCACAGGUCUCGGAGCCGCGAAAGGCACAGAAGUCGAGACCGCGAGCGACGCGACCACAGCCGAGAUCGUUACAAGGAGCACGAGCGUGGCCGGGACAGAUACCGGGAUCAGAGCAAGACUCGUGACAGAAAUUAUGGCCACAAUUCCCACAAAGAGUACUCGGGGGGCGGUCUGGGUGGUGGUUUAGGCAGUAGUGGUGGCGUGGGACCAAGAGGUAGAUAUAAACCACAAGAGGAAGAAUUUCUAGACGCGAGGAGAGAGGAGCGGGAGCGAAUUGGUCAAAUUGGUGUCUCCUCAGUAUGGGGCAAGUCACCCACGAGACCUGAUUCAGAAGAUGAGACAUCUCAGACAGAUAUCACAAAUGGUGGCAAAGAGAAAAAGAAAAGCAAGAAGUCAAAAGAUAAAACAAAAGAAAAAGAUACAAAACAGAAAUUAAAGAAACUGAAAAAGAAAUUAAAGAAAGUUAAAAAGGCUCGGAAAAAAGCAAAAAAGAAAUCUAAGAAUUCAAGUAGUGAUUCCGAUUCCAGCUCUGAAGAGGAGGUUUGGGUGGAAAAGGGAAAAGAAGUGGAAAGCGUUCCGGGUGGCCGGUCGUGGAGUGCGGGCGCGGCGGAGGAGGAGCCGGGCCCCGUGCCGCGGGCCGGGCCGGCGCUGGCGGCGCGGGACUUCGGGCGCGCCCUGCUGCCCGGCGAGGGCGCCGCCAUGGCCGCCUACGUCGCGGAGGGCAAGCGCAUCCCGCGCCGCGGGGAGAUCGGACUCACCUCCGACGAGAUCGCCUCCUACGAGGCCGUCGGAUACGUCAUGAGCGGCAGCAGACAUCGCCGCAUGGAGGCCGUGCGUAUCCGCAAGGAGAACCAGAUAUAUUCAGCGGACGAGAAACGAGCUCUCGCCGCCUUCAGCAAGGAGGAGCGCGCCAAGAGGGAGAACGCCAUCCUCUCGCAGUUCAGGGACGUGCUGCAGGCGCGCGCGCAACGCCGGGACACAUGACUCUACUCGUGAUAUUCGUAUUGUAAUAAAUAACACCACACU
Molecule: messenger RNA, 1346 nt
Organism: Achroia grisella
Lineage: Eukaryota; Metazoa; Arthropoda; Insecta; Lepidoptera; Pyralidae
Product: NKAP family protein CG6066-like
Exons: 5
Coding region: 279-1304 (341 amino acids)
Biological process (GO): regulation of gene expression
Cellular component (GO): nucleus
Molecular function (GO): chromatin binding
Source: RefSeq, a predicted model, not a curated record